This is a messenger RNA of Elaeis guineensis (African oil palm), 2440 nucleotides long. RefSeq lists its product as uncharacterized. NCBI's taxonomy places the organism in Eukaryota, Viridiplantae, Streptophyta, Magnoliopsida, Arecales, Arecaceae. The record is from RefSeq and is a predicted model, not a curated record.
UUGCUUCUUAAACCACACAUCAAGAGAGAUCUCUUUUGCAAUUCCUCCUGGUCUAAGGUUCCCCGCAAACGAAGAAGUCGUCAAAGCCUCAUCUCAUCUCCAAAUCUCUUUCAGCUGCUCUGACGUAGUUGCAGACGCCAUGGCGAAGGAGCGGGACCCACCGCCAAAAGCUGCUCUCAUUGCUACCACCCGGUCCUCCAUCUCGCGCUAUCUUUCUCACGCAUCCACGGCUCUGGGGAUCGAACCGGCAGCGGCCAUGCUCUCCAAGUUCGCGACUUUCCAGAGCAGGAGAACCUCCAAGCAGAAGGGAAAGCAAUACGACAGAUUUGGUUCACAAGCUCAUUCUAAAGAAGCGGUUUUGACUUCAAAGUCGAAUAUACCUUAUGAUUUAUCGGAACCAAUACAAGAUGAUAAAAUAGAUUCUGAAGCAUCCUAUGCGAAAAGUGUGUUGCCAAAUUCUGAUGCCUCGCCUGUAGUAACCCAUAUUUCUGACGGGAGCUCAAGCGUGGGCUCCUUCCGAAAAUAUGCCAUAUAUGAUGGUAAAGAAAGCCAAACCACUUCGGUCUUAUCUGAGGAAACUGAUGCUGUCCCUUCUGUAUUGCUUCCCUAUGAGGAUGCUGAAGAGCAGUUCUUAGAAGACCAUGAAGGUUACUUUUUGCACCUGUCGGUGGACAAUAUACGUAAGGAUCAAUACCCUAAACUUGAGCUGCAAAGAAUUGUCUACCUGGAUUAUGCAUCUUGCCCGUUGUACUCGCGGUAUCAGGUGGAGCAGCACAUGCAAUUCCUACUUGAAGAGACUGAUGCGUUCCUAGGUUCCAACUAUGCCACUGAAAAACAAAGUGUACUGCAUGAUACUUAUGUUGAUAUUGCAAGUGGACACAUUUUGAAUCUUCUGAACACAACCCAAAAUGAAUAUACCACAAUUUUUACUCCUGGGCUUCCAUCCUGUUAUCACCUGCUUGGCCAGAUGCAUAACUUUAAGAAAGGUACUCAUGUUCUUGCUAGCCAUGACCAUCAUAUGUCUGUUCAGCAUUUUAUUCGUGUAGCAUCACAGUCCAAGUUGAGAACAGCAGCAAUACCUCUUAAAAGCAAGGAUCUGUAUGUCCAUGGAAAUGAUAUGCACAAGUUGCUCAGAAAACAAAAUUCUAGUGGUCACGGAUGUGGGCUCUUGUUGCUCCCUGCCCAAUCGUUCUUAUCUGGUAUGUGCCACCCUCUGAGCUGGAUUGUGGGUGCACAACAAAAUGGAUGGGAAGUUCUUUUAGAUGUUUCCAGUUGCCUUCCGAUGGUUAGAAUUGAUCUUUCUUUAUAUCAACCUGAGUUUGUCAUUGGUUCAUUGCACCACAUGCUUGGAUAUCCUUCUGGUGUUGCUUUUCUUCUAGUCCGAAGGAGUUCUCAUUCUGUAUGUAUCAAGAAGGGAUCAGCUCAAGUAAAAUUAGCCAAAGUGCCUGAUAAUGGAAAAAGUGUUCAUGUUCUAACAGAAGGGGAAAAUUUGAAUAUCCAUAUGUUUGCAGCUUUGAGUUUUGGCUUUGAACAUUUAGAGAAUAUUGGCAUUGUAGCUAUUCAGAAGCGGGUAGAAAGCUUGAUCACUUGGCUGGUCAGGACUCUAAAGUCAUUGAAGCACAAGUUGGAAGAGAAGCCUUUGUUGCAGUUGUACGGAUCUCUGGAUCUGAAGUAUAGAGGCUCAAUUUUGGCAUUCAAUAUCCUCGAUCCGACUGGAAAUAUUUUCCCAGCUAGGCUUGUUCAGCAACUAGCAGUGAAGACUAACAUUUUUUUGGGUGUUGGCACCCUUGAGGAUCUCAGCGUGUAUAAUAUUUUGGACCAGAAAUCAGACAAGCAGGUGGAGGGUGUGAGUUCUUAUGCAUCCACUUACAAUUUUGAAGUGGUUCGUCUAUCACUUGGUCCUAUUUCCACAUUUGGUGAUGUAUACAGGCUAGCACAAUUUUUAUCCCGCUUUAGGGAUGAAGAUUACAUGUCAUCUGAAGCUGCUGGGUAUGUUGAAGAGCUUGAGAAUGAAUGUUGAUCAGUUUAAACAAACAGCCAAUGUAUUCUCAUUGCAACAGAAGCCCAUUAAUACACCAAAUGAGGUAUAAUUAGCAGACCAUCAGAACCCUGCAUUUCAUUUGGGUGGAAUUCGUCAUGCUGUACAAAGAAUUAAAAAAAUUACAGAGCAAGAGGAGUUGAUUGCAGGAGCGCUGAUAAAUUUAGGUGAAACAUUUUGUUAAGAAUAAUGCUCUUUUUCUUGGUUUUGAAAAAUGAAGCACCAACAGCAAUCAACUGUUUGAUAGAGCAUGGGCAUCUUAUGUGGUCGGUACUCUCUUAUGUACCACCGCAUCUUAAUGAGCUUGUUCGCUGCUAUUGGUGCAAUUGACUGUUGCCUCUGAUGUUGCCAACAUGUAAAGGAUUUUGUUGUAAAUUUAUGACACUGCAAUUCUUGAACUAG